AUGUCUGUGGAACAAUAUCCCUGUAUAUGGGAUAUUAAUCAUGCAGACUACCGUAACAGAGACAUCAAGGACCUCGCAUGGGAGCAGAUAUGUAAAGAAGUUUAUGAUGAUUGGGAAACGUGCGCCGACAAAUCAAACAAAUGUGCUGAAUUGAAGAAGAGGUGGACCAACAUUAGAGACUAUUACCGGAAGGAAGUACAAAACGCCAAAAAAGUUCCUACUGGCAGUGCAGCCAAAAAAGUUUCUGAAGGAAAUUAUCCACAAGAAAAAGAAGAAGAUUCAGAAUCUAAUCAAACACCAAAUGUAGAACAUAAUAUUGAACCGGAAGCUAUCAAUCAUUUGGAGUCGCCGAAGCCAACUUUACCAGUGGUUAAACAAAAAAGAAAGAAAGAUGUCCCCAGUGAGAUAUUAAAUACGUUACAACAAAAACAGAAACAAACUCCUGCUAAUACUGACGAAGAUGACGACACUAAAUAUCUACUAAGUUUCAGAAGUUAUAUGAAAACAAUGAAUGCUCGGCAAAAAAUUGAUUUUAAAGUGGGUAUGCUUAACUUGGUCAAAACAGUCACCAUGGAAAAUGAUCCAUCGCCACCACAGUCUCGAUACACGAACUAUUACCACUAUCGUGACAAUUCUUCAGGGCCGAAAAAUUCACCUAUAUAUUUGCAAAGUCCAUCUCCAUCACCACCAACUUAUCACUCAUUCUCCCAGCAGCAAAAUGACCUCCGUACGAAUACCCCUUGA
This is a messenger RNA of Hyposmocoma kahamanoa, 744 nucleotides long. RefSeq lists its product as uncharacterized. Gene Ontology annotation, molecular function: DNA binding. The record is from RefSeq and is a predicted model, not a curated record. Lineage: Eukaryota; Metazoa; Arthropoda; Insecta; Lepidoptera; Cosmopterigidae. The coding region runs from base 1 to 744 and encodes 247 amino acids. The transcript is spliced from 3 exons.